This is a messenger RNA of Capsella rubella, 2281 nucleotides long. RefSeq names its product AP2-like ethylene-responsive transcription factor PLT1. Gene Ontology annotation, molecular function: DNA binding; DNA-binding transcription factor activity. Bases 233 to 1954 code for a protein of 573 amino acids. The transcript is spliced from 9 exons. Gene Ontology annotation, biological process: regulation of DNA-templated transcription. The record is from RefSeq and is a predicted model, not a curated record. NCBI's taxonomy places the organism in Eukaryota, Viridiplantae, Streptophyta, Magnoliopsida, Brassicales, Brassicaceae.
GAGGUUAUUUAAAUCUGAAGAAUAUUUCUAGUACCUAUAUAUACUAUUCUCCAAUAUUUGAAAAGUAGUCUUGAUCAUUAAAUUCUCUUCCCCCAAUCCUUGAUUAUUGAAACUUCCUUUCUUCUUUGAUUGGCUUAAGAGUUUGGUAUAUUGAUCAUACCGAAGUGGUAGUAGUGAUUGAUUGCUUACCCCGAACAAAAACCAAACGUAUUUGACUCAAAAAGAAGAAAAAAUGAAUUCUAACAACUGGCUUGGCUUUCCUCUUUCACCAAACAACUCUUCUUUGCCUCCUCAUGAAUACAACCUUGGCUUGGUCAGCGACCAUAUGGACAACCCUUUUCAAACACAAGAGUGGAAUAUGAUCAACCCACACGGCGGAGGAGGUGAAAGUGGAGAGGUUCCAAAAGUGGCUGAUUUUCUUGGUGUGAGCAAACCGGACGAAAACCAAUCUGACCACCUAGUAGCUUACAACGACUCAGAUUACUACUUCCAUACCAAUAGCUUGAUGCCUAGCGUCCAAUCAAACGACGUCGUUGUAGCAGCUUGUGACUCCAACACUCCUAACAAUAGUAGCUAUCAUGAGCUUCAAGAGAGUGCUCACAAUUUACAGUCGCUCACUUUGUCAAUGGGUACCACCGCUGGUAAUAACGCUGCGGCCAAAGCUUCGCCGUCUGAGACCACCGGAGACAACACUAGCGGUGGAGCACUUGCUGUUGUUGAGACGGCCACGCCGAGACGUGCGUUAGACACUUUCGGACAACGAACCUCGAUCUAUCGUGGUGUCACAAGACAUCGAUGGACCGGUCGAUAUGAGGCUCAUCUAUGGGAUAACAGUUGUAGAAGGGAAGGCCAGUCUAGGAAAGGACGACAAGUUUACUUGGGUGGGUAUGACAAAGAAGAUAAAGCAGCAAGGUCUUAUGAUCUAGCUGCACUUAAGUACUGGGGUCCUUCAACUACAACUAAUUUCCCGAUUACUAACUACGAGAAAGAAGUAGAAGAAAUGAAGCACAUGACGAGACAAGAGUUCGUGGCUGCUAUUAGAAGGAAAAGUAGCGGAUUUUCAAGAGGAGCCUCAAUGUAUCGAGGAGUUACAAGGCAUCACCAACAUGGAAGAUGGCAAGCAAGGAUCGGCCGAGUCGCCGGAAACAAAGACCUCUACUUGGGAACUUUUAGCACUGAGGAAGAAGCAGCGGAAGCUUAUGAUAUAGCUGCUAUCAAGUUUAGAGGACUUAAUGCAGUGACCAACUUCGAAAUCAACCGGUAUGAUGUCAAAGCCAUCCUAGAGAGUAGCACUCUUCCCAUAGGGGGAGGAGCGGCCAAGCGGCUCAAAGAAGCUCAGGCUCUUGAAUCUUCAAGGAAACGUGAGGCCGAGAUGAUAGCCCUCGGCUCAAGUUUCCAGUACGGUGGUGGCUCAAGCUCAGGCUCUGGCUCGAGCUCAUCAAGGCUUCAGCUUCAACCUUACCCUCUAAGCAUUCAACAACCAUUAGAGCCUUUUCUUUCUCUUCAGAACAAUGACAUCUCUCAUUACAACAACAGCAAUGCUCAUGAUUCCUCCUCUUUUAAUCACCAUAGCUAUAUCCAGACACAGCUUCAUCUCCACCAACAGACCAACAAUUACUUGCAGCAACAAUCGAGCCAGAACUCGCAGCAGCUCUACAACGCGUAUCUUCAAAGCAAUCCGGCUCUGCUUCACGGCCUUGUCUCGACCUCUAUUGUUGACAACAAUAAUAACAAUGGAGGCUCUAGUGGGAGCUACAACACUGCAGCGUUUCUUGGGAACCACGGCAUGGGUAUUGGGUCGAGCUCGACUGUUGGAUCGACUGAGGAGUAUCCAACCGUUAAAACAGAUUACGAUAUGCCUUCCAGUGAUGGAACCGGAGGGUAUAGUGGCUGGACCGGUGAGUCUGUUCAGGGGUCAAAUCCUGGUGGUGUUUUCACAAUGUGGAAUGAGUAAACAAGGAUCUCUUUCUUGUGGCACAGGGAAAGGGUCUUAAUAAUAACUAUUUUAAUCGUUACUCUCAUUUUUUUGGUUUCUUGUUUUGGAAGUAAUAGGAUCAAUUUAGAAGGGACUUUUGGUAGAAGAAUUUAGGUGACGCAAGGGGUUCUUUUAAUAUUUACGGCUAAGGUAAUGGUUAAAAUGGUUCUUGAGGGUUAGGGUUUUAUGGGUACUCAAUUGAGUGUAAGGGUACCCAAAUUUUGUUUAAAACUAACCCUUUUGACUAAUUUCCAAACUUGUAAUUCGUUGAUAACAAUAUUUUCACUAGUUCUUAUCUUAUUAUUA